Molecule: messenger RNA, 3397 nt
Organism: Toxotes jaculatrix (banded archerfish)
Lineage: Eukaryota; Metazoa; Chordata; Actinopteri; Toxotidae
Gene: cers2b
Product: ceramide synthase 2b
Exons: 11
Coding region: 437-1594 (385 amino acids)
Biological process (GO): ceramide biosynthetic process
Cellular component (GO): membrane
Molecular function (GO): sphingosine N-acyltransferase activity; DNA binding
Source: RefSeq, a predicted model, not a curated record
CCUCCGCCUCUGCCCGGCCAGACACCCACAUAGACCCCGCCGACUCCCGGGACACACAGGAGGGGGAGAGAUUAGCUGGGACACGACGAGAGGGUGAAAAUAGCCUGAACAUUUGCUGGGAGAAAAAUUGCCGGUCGCAUUGCAGCAUCUCACAUAUUCUCCCGUUUUUUUUUUUUUGUUUUUAUCCCCAUUAAUCGCUGCCUAUAGAAAAAAACAAACUUUAUACUCAAUGGAAAGAUGUAAAAAUCAGUCCGGAUACUAAACUUGGACACAAACUGCGCCCUUCUCAGCACAAACAGCGGGCUGGGCACCCUCAACAGGACCGUUAGGUUUUUAGCUAGCUAGGUGGGACCCGGACCACUUUGUGGAAAAAGACCAAAUAAAAGACACCAGAAAGCCGCAUUUUUCGCCUCAGUUCGGAGGGAAAACACCAAAGAUGCUGUCAGAGCUGAGUGAGUGGUUCUGGCAGGAGCGGCUGUGGUUUCCGGAGGGCCUGGGCUGGGCUGACCUGGAGGAUCGGGAUGGACGAGUAUACGCCAAAGCCCGCGACCUGUGGGUCGCGCUGCCAAUGGCCCUCGUAUUCCUCAUUAUUCGUCAAAUCUUUGAGAGGACAGUGGCUACACCCCUGGCCUCUCUACUCGGGGUGAAAGAGACAGUACGGCUCAAAGCCCCUCAUAACCCCACACUGGAGUCCUACUACUGUAAUAUUACCAAACACCCCAAACAGAGUUCAAUAGCAAGUCUUUGCAAGCAGACUGGUUAUUCAGAAAGACAAGUGCAGCGAUGGUUCAGGAGACGGAGGAACCAGGACAGACCGAGUUUGCUCAAAAAAUUUCGAGAAGCCAGUUGGAGAUUUACCUUUUACCUUCUUGCUUUCAUUGCUGGCCUGGCCGCCCUCAUUGAUAAACCUUGGCUGUAUGACCUGAAGGAGAUGUGGCAAGGCUUCCCUGUGCUGACUCUCCUGCCAUCUCAGUAUUGGUACUACAUGAUUGAGCUGGGUUUCUACAGCUCUCUGCUCUUCAGUGUGGCUUCUGAUGUCAAACGCAAAGACUUCAAGGAACAGAUUGUCCACCAUGUAGCAACCAUCCUUCUCAUAAGCUUCUCAUGGUGUGUUAACUACAUCCGUGCUGGAACUCUCAUCAUGCUAGUCCACGACUCCUCCGAUUACCUCCUUGAGUCUGCAAAGAUGUUCAACUAUGCUGGGUGGCGAAAUGCCUGUAACUACAUCUUCAUUGUAUUUGCUGCGAUCUUCAUCGUCACUCGUUUGGUCAUCUUCCCCUUCUGGAUUAUUUACUGUACGUGGGUUUACCCAGUGACCAUCUAUGAACCCUUCUUUGGCUACUACUUCUUCAACGGCCUUUUGAUGAUUCUGCAGUGUCUACAUAUCUUCUGGGCUGUCCUCAUCAUACGCAUAGCAAUCCGCUUCCUCACCAACAAUGAAAAAGUGGACGAUGAAAGGAGUGACAAAGAUGAGACAGAUGAAUCAGAAGAAGAUGAGGAAGGGGAGACAGAAGAUAAGAAAGACAUGAAGAAAAAUGGACCAGUGCAGAAUGGUCACACAGUCCACAACAACAACCACAGCAAGACAGAGUGAAAACAAACAAGUGUCAGGAAGUAGGAAUGUGAGAAGGACUCAUAUCCCUCAGCAGGGGAGCAGGAGGGAGGGAUGAAAAGAGAGAGCAAGAAGAAGGCAAAGUGGGGGCAAAUCAUUCCCUAAAACCAAGAACAGCAGGUAUCCUGAGGAAAUUUGACACUGUUACUUUUGCACGACACAAAAACACACUCACACACGUUCAUUCGUACUUUUAGAGGGCACAGAGAUCCAGCAGAUGAUAUACACUACAUUAAGUGGCAGGGCUUUUUUGCUUUGUCAUUAGAGAAAAAUGUAUUGAUUGUCGGUAUGAGAUGUCAGUUCCAAAACUUCAAAGAGACAGGGGAGAAAAUGGAGAGGAGCAAAGUGUGGAGAGGACGCAGGAGUGGGUGACGCUGCUUCUACUUUAGCUUUCUUGUUCUAACUGUGUGCCUUAGAGCCAGCUAUUUGCUGUUAAAAUGCCAAUUUCUAGCUUAUAUGCUUUAAUCUUGUGUUGCUUUAUAUCGUUGUACCUUUUUUGUUUUGUACUAAAAGAGCAAAGGAGUGAACGUUUUAUGAAAGUGAAACAAUAGGGCAUUUAUUUCCCUAAUUUUUCUGUCUAUGCAAUUACGUUUUUGUUCAGCUAUUGCAACGUCUUUGCACAAACAUACAGUGUCUCUUAUAUAAUGUAAGAAUUUGCAGUAGGACCGUGUGCCUCUGCUCUCCAAUGCGGCCUGUGCUACCUAUAUAGUAGUCUGCCUUGUAAGGUUUAAAGAGUAUAAUAUGUAGUUUAAAUUUUUUAGAUAAACAGCAAGAAAAAUUACUUUCUUAUUUGAAUUCCAGUUUAGUUUUUAAUCCAGCAAAUGUCCAAUUCCCUCUUCCAAAAGAAGUGUCUGACCUACAAAGGUGAUCAUUCUCAGUUCUCUGCUGUUUGAGCAGUCAUUAAUACCCAGAAAUGAGUGUUACAGGGGGAAUCGCAGCUUCCUGCUAGUUUUGGCUGAAGCAGUUUGAUCCAGUUGAAUGUUGAAUCACACUGAUGAUGUCACCCAAUGAAACCCCAUAAAAACAUUGCGAAGGUGGGUUGCUCUGUUGAAAUGAAGGAGUUUUACUAAGCUGAAUGGAACUGGACAGAUUAACUAUUUCCAAAUUUUACAAACAUUGGCCAGAUUUCAUCAGUUCACUGCCAAGGAGCCUGGGUUAUAUUUAAUAACCUUGGUGACAGUUUAAGUGUUGAUCUAAGUGAAUGAUUUUAGGUAUGAUUCUGUGUAUGAAACGGGUUUACAGAUAUGUUCUUUGAUUUUAAAAAAAAUUUUUUUUUAAGAAAUCUGGUUUUUGGAGAUCCAUGUUUCAGUUUUGAGAUUUAUGGGGAAUUAAUGAAAUAAUAAGUGUUGCAGUUUUGUUGAUAAGCUUUAAAGUGUUUUUGUAUGUCAAGUGCCUUAUCUGUAAUGAAUGGAAAGCUCUCUCCUGUCCUCAUGUCCUCUCCUUUUCUUUCCUGUCUCCACUUCACAUCACAGAUUCAGCUCGUAAGACUAGAACAUCCUCCCUCCCCACCGCCUCAUUCAUCAAUCAGUUUUUCUCCUCUUCUUUAUAAAUUACCCUCCUUUCAAACUCACCCUCAUUCCUCCACAUUUUUUUUUUUUUACUAACCAAGACCAACCAGCAACCUCUCUUCCUUGGUGAUACAGAAGAAACAGCUGUGUCCUAAUUACAGUGUUAUUUUUUUCUUAUUUUGUAUUUUUUUUUUGUUUUGUUUUGUUUAAUGAUGCCUAAGUAUUGUUAUUAAUAAUAAAAGCAAAGAUCAUGAAUCACAGUGACAACCAUGUUAAG